AUGGCGAGCGCUGGGUCUCUUUGGGCCCUCUGGCUUUUCCUUGGCUUCUCGUCCUUCUUCUUCCAGGGAGCUGGCGCAUCGGUCUGCCCAGACGGGGCACCUGAAGCACCCGAAGCCUGCACCAAUCAUGAUUACAGCUGCAUUUCCGGACGAGCUGCCGAUCCGUGUGAAUGUCUCGAGGGCUUCUAUCCUGUCGGGAAGCAGGGGUGGUAUCCGAGCACGCAGCGCGGCUACGAGUUCGCUUGCUGUCCAGGUCAAGGAGAUGGCGGCAGCUGCGGGGAAGAAGGGAUAGUGGUGAUCCUGUCCUUCUCUCUGGUGGGAGCCGGCAUCAUUGGAUUUGCAGUCUGCAAUGCCCUCAUCAAGUUUCCGAGAGGUCUGGAGCCCUUGAAGCGUGAAGACUUGGCCCUGAAAGCGAAUCCCAUCGUGCAUGACGGGUGGAAGCUUCAUCAAACAGUGGAACAGCAUCUCUGGUGCGUGACACUUGAUGACCUGAAGCAGUUUCGCCGCCUUGUGGGCCAUGCCAUCGCAGAAGGAGUGAUCAAGCCCACUAGCCAGGAUCCCUUUGACACCACCGACAUGCUCAUCGGCCCUUCCAUGUACACGGUCAACAUGCAAUUCAUCAAGCCGAUGACUUCCGCCGCUGGCAACCCAUCCUGGGCAUUGAUGAAGCACCCCAAGGGUCUGAAGUGCGACCUCUUCAUCACACAUGGUUGGGCCGAGGGCAUCUUCGAGUUCGUGGACCAGGUGGUGAAUUCCUGGCCCUUCGGCGCGAAAGCUGCGUAUGUCUGCUUCCUGUCCAAUCCGCAGAAUCUGGACAUUGGUGAGAUGAUCGAGAGCCCAGAGGGUUCCCCUUUCGCCAAGGCUUUGCAAUCGGCCACGCAGGUGCUAGCAGCUCCAAAUCAUCGGGGGAGUAUUUACACGCGAGCAUGGUGCGUAUUCGAAGCCUACCUGGCCUACAGCUGGCAAAAGUCGAUCUACACGGCCGCUUCUCUGCCGCCGAAGUUUUGGCGAAAAACACUGAGGGCCAUGAGCUGGUCGGUGCUGAUGUUGGGCUUGUCCUUCUCCAUGGUGAUGGUCGGAAACAGGGAGUGGAGAGUGGUUAGCGCAGAUGCGACGACUUGGAUAUCAUUCAUCAUGGCAGGCUUCACUUGUGUCAGCAUCGUCGCGUUUUCUGUCUUGAUGUGGAAAACGAAGUACGAUUGGAAGUUGACGCGAAAUACACUGUACGCUGUCCAUGCAUUCGCGGCCUGCCUCCUUGCACUGACCACUUUCCAGCAAUCUUUCCAACGGCCCCCGAACUUUGUCACUGCUGUGGGACUUCCAAUUAUUGCCUGGGCCAUGGAGUGCGAUCGAUUGCUGGGUGUCGAGGCCGUCAAGCAAUCCAGCUAUUUGCGACGAGGUUUCACCGGCAAGGUUCGAGAUGCCUCAACCUCAAACCCAGCAGACGGUGAGCGUAUCCGAAGCAUCAUCUCUGAAAGUGGAGCCGAGGCGGCCGUCGACGAGGCCGUUCAGGUUCUCCUUCGGAUGAACCUCUCAACAAAGGAACUUCGAGCUGCAACCGCGCGGGUGGGACCACUUGGGGAUGCUUCAAGCUGGAGCCGUGGACUCUACGCGGUUACCAUGGUCUUCUGGGUGGCGCAGUCUUUCAACACGAUGCUCUGGCGGGUCGAGCCUGGAUUUCGCUGGAUACCUGUGGUUGCCGCAGUGCAGGCAGUUAUCGCUGCCUGUGGCUUGUUUCUCCUGCCACGGGACCGAAGACCAUUCGCACAGAGGUCGGUGGCACUCUUCAUGGCUUUCCUUCCGAAGUUUGUUCCAGGAAUACCAGCAGGUGGCAAGUGGGGCGAUGCGAUUCUACAUGGAAUUGCAAUCCCCUUGCUCAUUCUGAUGGCCUUCGCUGGACCCACUCGCACGGCACGGCUUCCUCUCUUUGGUCCCAUGCUGGUUCGACUCCUUUUUGGGCAACAUCCCUUCAGGUGCCAAAAGGUCCAAGCCGACCCUGCUGAGAGCGUGCAGCUGCAGAGCUGGGGUUUGGGAAAGCCAG
This is a messenger RNA of Symbiodinium sp. CCMP2456, 2041 nucleotides long. The record is from the annotation of a GenBank genome assembly. NCBI's taxonomy places the organism in Eukaryota, Dinophyceae, Suessiales, Symbiodiniaceae.